AUGGUAUCCCAAGAAACUAUCGAUCACGUCAAGGAACUUAUUGCCGAGAAGGAAAUUUUCGUUGCGUCCAAGACGUACUGUCCAUACUGCCACGCAGCGUUAAACACUCUGUUCCAGAAAUUGAACGUGCCAAAGUCCAAAGUGCUGGUCCUGCAGCUGAACGAGAUGAAGGACGGCGUGGAUAUCCAGGCAGCCUUGUACCAGCUCAACGGCCAAAGAACCGUGCCAAACAUCUACAUCAACGGUAAGCAUAUUGGGGGGAACGACGACUUGCAAGAGUUGCGUGAAACCGGCGAAUUGGAAGAACUCUUGGAACCUAUCCUGGCAAACUAA
Molecule: messenger RNA, 333 nt
Organism: Saccharomyces eubayanus
Lineage: Eukaryota; Fungi; Ascomycota; Saccharomycetes; Saccharomycetales; Saccharomycetaceae
Gene: GRX1
Product: dithiol glutaredoxin GRX1
Exons: 1
Coding region: 1-333 (110 amino acids)
Biological process (GO): cellular response to oxidative stress
Cellular component (GO): nucleus; cytoplasm
Molecular function (GO): glutathione disulfide oxidoreductase activity
Source: RefSeq, a predicted model, not a curated record